This is a messenger RNA of Bolinopsis microptera, 2058 nucleotides long. Its product is annotated as electrogenic aspartate/glutamate antiporter SLC25A13, mitochondrial-like. NCBI's taxonomy places the organism in Eukaryota, Metazoa, Ctenophora, Tentaculata, Lobata, Bolinopsidae. Gene Ontology annotation, molecular function: calcium ion binding; L-aspartate transmembrane transporter activity; L-glutamate transmembrane transporter activity. The record is from RefSeq and is a predicted model, not a curated record. The transcript is spliced from 15 exons. The coding region runs from base 23 to 2032 and encodes 669 amino acids. Gene Ontology annotation, biological process: L-glutamate transmembrane transport; aspartate transmembrane transport; malate-aspartate shuttle.
ACAUCUAUUAUAGAUUUUAGCUAUGUCACUGGAAGAAAGAGCAACUACAGGAUCAGCCCUCAGAAGAAUUUUCAAGAAGUAUGCGAUAGAAAAUGAGCAAGGCCAACUAGUGAUCCCUUCAAUGGUCUUUGUGCGUGACUUCCUGCGUUGGGACGUGUCUGAUGAAGCUGUGUCCCUUGUAGCCAGAGUAGCUGAUCUCGGUAACUCUGGCUCGAUCACACUCGACGAGUUCAUGGCUGUAGAGCGGAUUAUGAGGAUGCCAGAUGCGCAUUUCAGACUUGCGUUUAGGAUGUGCGAUAAGAAGGGAAAGGGGAAUAUUACUGUUGAGGAUUAUAUGGGUGUGAUGGAGGCAACACAGGCGUAUAAGGAGGUUCAGUUUACCAAAGACUGUAGCUGGAUGAAACUGCACUUUGGGCGGAAUCUUCAAAGACACAUGAGACCUGACGAAUUUCCACAAUUUAUUGCAAGUGUACCUAGGGAGCACAUUCGGCAAGCUUUUCAGUCUCUAAUUAAAGAUUCGACGGAUGGCAGUAUUGAUGCAAUGGCGUACUGUGAUACCCUGGCUAAACUUAAAGGACCUUCUUUCACCAAAUACUUGAGAGACAACCUGCUCGGGAUAAUGACUGCGCAGACGACCCGGAUAAGUUAUUCUUACUUCACAGCACUGAACGCCCUGAUACACAACAUAGAGCUGGUUAAACAGAUCUUCUCUAAUGUGGUGGACAAGUUGGAGGAGAAGGAGAUAACUAAAGACCAGUUUGACCAGGCAGCCUGGCGGUUUUCAGAAGCUAUAACUCCCGUCCAAACCACGUUGCUAUGGCGACUUUUAGAUCACGACAAUUCGGGGAAAAUCGCUCUAAAGGAUUUCGCUCUGCUGAUUCCGACUAUGACUGUAUCUAAACAAACUAAAGCUAAAGAGGAAGAGUCUAAGCCGAUAACAGCUAGUCAACAAGUGGCGGUGCAGGCGUACCGUUUCGGUAUGAGUUCUGUCGGAGGAGCGGCCGGAGCAGCGACAGUUUACCCAAUAGAUUUGGUUAAAACGCGGUUACAAAAUCAAGUGACAACCAUCGCGGACGAAGUUCUUUAUAAAAACAGCUUUGAUUGUUUUAAGAAAGUGCUUAAGUUUGAAGGCUUUAGAGGUUUAUAUCGGGGUAUUCUACCCCAACUCUGUGGAGUUGCUCCAGAAAAAGCUAUAAAAAUGACGACGAACGAUGCUGUCAGACAAUAUUUUACAGACCCUAAAUCAGGGAGCAUCCCAUUUUAUGGCGAGGUACUCGCUGGAGGAAUGGGAGGAUGUGCGCAAGUGAUGUUCACAAACCCGAUAGAGAUUGUAAAGAUAAGACUGCAGAUAGCUGGGGAGGUGGUUUCUAAUAACCACGUGACAGCUAUGCAAGUUGCUAAAGAACUCGGAUUUGCUGGUCUCUACAAGGGAGCGAGAGCUUGUUUAUUACGUGAUGCACCGUUCUCUGCAAUCUACUUCCCAACCUACGCCCACUUGAAGAAAGGAUUUGCGGACAGGGAAACGGGAGUGACCUCAUUUCCAAAGAUCCUGUUAUCGGCCACGUUAGCUGGUGUUCCCUCCGCGUCAUUGGUUACGCCUGCUGAUGUAAUAAAGACAAGACUGCAGGUGAAACCAAAAGAGGGCGUGAAGCCGUACACCGGUUUAAUAAGCUGUGCUAAGCGCCUCUACCGGGAGGAAGGCAUGGCUGUGUUUUGGAAGGGUGCUCCUGCAAGAAUGUUCAGAUCAUCACCUCAAUUCGGCGUCACUCUUGGGGUAUACGAGAUGUUACAGCGCUGGUUCCCGUAUGGUCCCGCCAAACAUAUCGAACCCCCAAAAGCCCAGAAAAUAGGAACGUAUAUUCCUUACGGCGCAAAUCCCGACCAUAUUGGGGGUUAUCGCAACACUGAGAGAACAUUUGCAAAUCUCGAGCAAAAAUUAGGUCUCUGGUUCCCCAGAAGCGGGAAAAUCGUCAGCACAGAAAUCUCAAAAUCAGGAGACUUUAAAAUCGUGAUGACGGAAGGUAGAGGUUGAUAAAUAAUUCCAUCUACUUAGUCUUA